UUUCUGCGAGGCUUCCGGGCCGUAGUGGAGACCCUGAGGUCCCCGGACUACUCCGGCAGAGGAGACUCGGCCCCGCGCGGGGACGGUAGGAGAGCUGCCGCUGAAGAGCACCGCGGAUCGUGGGCAGGGGGGUCGCCUGAGGACUCGGAGUCUCCUCCCGGCCCCGCCGUGCUCCUCCCCGAGAGGAAGGGAGAGCCGGCCGGCGGGUCCGCUCCUGCCAGGAGCCGCCGGGGCGUGAAGUAGGAAAGCUUUCGGAUCCCUAGUCUUUGCCAGUAAGAACUUAGCCUGAGGAGAGACAAGACAUGAAUGGUGAGUAUAGAGGCAGAGGAUUUGGAAGAGGAAGAUUUCAAAGCUGGAAAAGAGGAAGAGGUGGUGGGAGCUUCUCAGGAAAAUGGAGAGAAAGAGGACACAGACCUGACCUGAAUAAACCCACAGGAAAACAUGGUUCUGAACAAACCUCACAGUCUUUGCUACUACAGUCAACAUUGGAUCAGUUCAUACCAUAUAAAGGAUGGAAGCUUUAUCUCUCUGAAGUUUACAGUGAUAGCUCUCCUUUUAUUGAGAAGAUUCAAGCAUUUGAAAACUUUUUCACAAGGCGUAUUGAUUUAUAUGAUAAGGAUGAAAUAGAAAGAAAAGGAAGUAUUUUGGUGGAUUUUAAAGAAUUGACAAAAGAUGACGAAAUAGCUAAAUUGAUACCAAAUAUAGCAAAUGAAUUAAGGGAUGCACCUGAGAAAACCUUGGCUUGCAUGGGUCUGGCAAUACAUCAGGUAUUAACUAAGGAUCUCGAAAGACAUGCAGCUGAAUUACAAGCCCAAGAAGGAUUGUCUAGAGAUGGAGAAACAAUGGUAAAUGUGCCACAUAUUCAUGCAAGGAUAUACAACUAUGAGCCCUUGACACAGCUCAAGAAUGUGCGAGCAAAUUACUAUGGAAAAUACGUUGCUCUGAGAGGGACAGUGGUUCGCGUCAGUAACAUAAAGCCUCUUUGCACCAAGAUGGCUUUUCUUUGUGCUGCAUGUGGAGAAGUUCAGAGUCUUUCUCUUCCAGAUGGAAAGUAUAAUCUCCCCACAAAGUGUCUUGUGCCUACGUGUCGAGGGAAGUCAUUUACUGCUCUCCCUAGCUCUCCUCUCACAGUGACGAUGGACUGGCAGUCAAUCAAAAUCCAGGAGCUGAUGUCUGACGAUCAGCGAGAAGCAGGUCGGAUUCCACGAACGAUAGAAUGUGAGCUUGUUUAUGAUCUUGUGGAUAGCUGCGUUCCGGGAGACACAGUGACUAUUACUGGAGUUGUCAAAGUCUCAAAUGCUGAAGAAGGUUCUCGGAAUAAGAAUGACAAAUGUAUGUUCCUUUUAUACAUCGAAGCAAAUUCUGUUAGCAAUAGCAAAGGACAGAAACCAAAGGCUUCUGAGGAGGGAUGUAAAAAUGGAGCAUUGCUGGAGUUCUCACUUAAAGACUUUUACGCCAUCCAAGAGAUUCAAGCUGAAGAGAACCUGUUCAAGCUCAUUGUCAACUCGCUUUGCCCUGUCAUUUUUGGCCAUGAACUUGUUAAAGCAGGGUUGGCAUUAGCACUCUUUGGAGGAAGCCAGAAAUACGCAGAUGACAAAAACAGAAUUCCAAUUCGGGGAGAUCCACAUGUCCUUAUUGUUGGAGAUCCAGGCUUGGGAAAGAGUCAGAUGCUACAGGCAGUAUGCAACGUUGCUCCACGUGGUGUGUAUGUUUGUGGUAAUACCACGACCACCUCUGGUUUGACUGUAACUCUUUCAAAAGACAAUUCCUCAGGAGAUUUUGCUUUGGAAGCUGGUGCCCUGGUUCUUGGUGAUCAAGGUAUUUGUGGAAUAGAUGAAUUUGAUAAGAUGGGAAAUCAACAUCAAGCCUUGUUAGAAGCCAUGGAACAGCAAAGUAUUAGUCUUGCUAAGGCUGGCAUGGUUUGUAGCCUCCCUGCAAGAACUUCCAUUAUUGCUGCUGCAAAUCCAGUUGGAGGACAUUAUAAUAAAGCCAAAACAGUCUCUGAGAAUUUAAAAAUGGGGAGUGCCCUGCUAUCCAGAUUUGAUUUGGUCUUUAUCCUAUUAGACACUCCAAAUGAAGAUCAUGAUCACUUACUCUCUGAACAUGUAAUUGCAAUAAGAGCUGGAAAGCAGAGAACUGUUAGUAGUGCUACAGUAGCUCGUCUGAAUAGUCAAGAUUCAAAUACCUCUGUACUUGAAGUGGUUUCUGAUAAACCAUUAUCAGAAAGACUGAAGGUGGUUGCUGGAGAAACAAUAGAUCCAAUUCCGCACCAACUAUUGAGAAAGUACAUUGGUUACGCUCGUCAGUAUGUCUAUCCAAGGCUAUCCACAGAAGCUGCUCAGAUUCUUCAAGAUUUUUACCUUGAGCUCCGGAAACAGAGCCAGCGUUUAAAUAGCUCACCAAUCACUACUAGACAGCUGGAAUCUCUGAUUCGAUUAACGGAGGCACGAGCAAGGUUGGAAUUGAGAGAGCAAGCAACCAAAGAAGAUGCCGAAGAUAUAGUAGAAAUUAUGAAAUAUAGCAUGCUGGGAACGUACUCUGAUGAAUUUGGGAACCUGGAUUUUGAGCGAUCCCAGCAUGGUUCUGGAAUGAGCAAUAGGUCAACAGCAAAAAGAUUUAUUUCUGCUCUCAACAACAUUGCUGAAAGAACUUACAAUAAUUUAUUUCAAUUUCAUCAACUUCGGCAGAUUGCCAGAGAACUAAACAUUCAGGUUGCUGAUUUUGAAAAUUUUAUUGGAUCACUAAAUGAGCAAGGUUACCUCUUGAAAAAAGGCCCCAAGGUUUACCAACUUCAAACUGUGUAAAAAGACUACCAAGCUAGGACCUCCUGGGUUAAUUAGCAUUUUAAAGCCAUCUCAAGAAUGGAGAAUAUGCAGAAAAAAUAACUGUUCUGAAAAAUGACCUCCCAAAAAUAAUAUAAUGAGAAAAGAGUGUUGAACUAAUUUAAAAAGUGAUAGUCAUUUGUUAAUUUUCACAAUUUAUUCUGUAGUUUAAAAAGAAUUUUUUUAAUCUGAAUGAUGCAAUUAUAAAUUACUUAUAGUUUUAUUUUUUACCUGCCUUUGAUUCUUUUUUUAAAUUAAAUUUACUGGGGUGA
Molecule: messenger RNA, 3094 nt
Organism: Eptesicus fuscus (big brown bat)
Lineage: Eukaryota; Metazoa; Chordata; Mammalia; Chiroptera; Vespertilionidae
Gene: MCM8
Product: minichromosome maintenance 8 homologous recombination repair factor
Exons: 19
Coding region: 303-2804 (833 amino acids)
Biological process (GO): double-strand break repair via homologous recombination
Cellular component (GO): MCM complex; nucleus
Molecular function (GO): single-stranded DNA helicase activity; ATP binding; single-stranded DNA binding
Source: RefSeq, a predicted model, not a curated record